This is a messenger RNA of Acanthopagrus latus (yellowfin seabream), 1751 nucleotides long. Its product is annotated as P2Y purinoceptor 1-like. Gene Ontology annotation, molecular function: neuropeptide receptor activity. Gene Ontology annotation, biological process: G protein-coupled receptor signaling pathway. The transcript has a single exon. Lineage: Eukaryota; Metazoa; Chordata; Actinopteri; Spariformes; Sparidae. Bases 328 to 1269 code for a protein of 313 amino acids. Gene Ontology annotation, cellular component: membrane. The record is from RefSeq and is a predicted model, not a curated record.
UUACAAUUUAAAUAGAAAAGGUUGAGCACUCUGCCCAGUAGCUCUAACCACAAGACCACAUCCCCCCUGACAAAUCGGAAGAAGUUUUAUGUUGCGCUUUUCACAUGACUGAAUAAUGAGCAGUGCUUCUGUGCAAAGAGCAAAAUCGACUAAGCUUGCGACAAACACUUUAUACUGAUCUAAUAUCUGUGGUUGAGACAGGAGGGCUUCAACCAGGAAGUCAUCAUUGAACAAAUCGUCCGUGUUUUCUUUCACCUCUCAUAAGACAGAGCACCCACAAAUGAAAAGGUGAACAAGCUAAAAUUUUUACUAAAUUCCUGUCAGAAGAUGAUGAAUACAACCACUUGUCCUCGUGUCAGCUUGGACUUUACAGGCAGAUUCUUGAUUCCUGUCUACAUCUUAGUGUUCAUCGUUGGUCUGGUGGCUAAUGGAUGGGGACUGAAGUCUCUGCUGCAUGACUGGAAGAAACUAAAGAUCAUCAACGUGUUUGUUCUCAACCUUGGACUUACAGAUGUUUUGUACCUGCUCACACUCCCAUUUUGGGUGGUGUACUACUUAAUGGGGAGUAAGUGGAUCUUUGGAGAAACAUUCUGCAAGAUAACAAGAUUCUGCUUCAAUGUGAAUCUAUACGGCAGCAUUGGAUUCCUGACUUGUAUCAGUGUGUACAGAUACCUGGCCACUGUUCAUCCAGUGAAAGUGUUGCGAAGAAUAACUGUCACCCGUUCUGUGAUGAUCUCGGUCACAGUCUGGCUGUUGGUGAGUGUUCAAAGUCUUCCAGACAUUUUCUUCCCCAAGACAUUUAGAAACAAGACUGAACAAUGCUUUGAUACCACGCAUAACGACCACGUUGAGGAUUACCUGAAAUACACUCUUGGAUGGACCCUCACUGGCUUUUGUAUCCCGUUCCUCAUCACACUGGGCUGCUACGGACACGUGGCUGUAGUUUUAUGGACAUUGAAGAGAACUGAUAAGGUACUGAAACAGAGAAGCUUGAAGUUGUUGCUCAUCUUGAUUCUUCUCUUUUCUGUUUGUUACAUCCCCUAUCAUGUAUUCAGAAACCUCAGCCUCUUGGCAAGAGUUCUUACCAAACAGGGGAUAUGCCAUAAAUGGUAUAACGGAGUCCACAUUGCCCGUCAGAUAAGUCGUGUCCUUGUGUGUCUGAACAGUGCUCUCAACCCUCUGGUUUACCUCCAUGGACACGAAGACGUUCCUGCUCAACUCAGACAGAAGCUCCAGCAAGUUCGUCAGAUGUUAAUCCAUCUUUUUUAGUCAAACUCCAGCAGAAGGCCUUCUGCACCGACUGUAGAUAAACUGUAACACAAGAAAAACACGUUUUUUUCCGAACAGAAAUAUGUUUAACAUUAUAGGUCAUAAUUGUAUUUCUAAUACAUAUGCAAUGCAAAUCAGACAGGAAGGACGACGACUUAAAAAAAUACAUUUUUUAUCAUUAUGUUGGUUUAUUUGUGUAUUAAAUCACUUCUAUAGUAUAAUUAUCUGAGGGUGAAUUAAAUCUUUUUAAUGCUGUGUGCUGUCAUUAGUUAGAUGGGACUAAAUUAAAUCUAAGAAUUAAAUAAGUGAUUACAAGUUUGUAAGUUUGAGUUUAUUCACAAGUGUUGCAGCAAAGGAAGUGGACAUAAAUUAUUACUGUAAUAGCUAAUCAGUUUAUGAUGAAUCCAAAUGUUUUUGGAUUCGUAAACGUAUCACCAUCGUUUUCUUCUGUUUGUUAGAAUUCAAUGAUUUUGCACACAAGA